This is a messenger RNA of Hippopotamus amphibius kiboko, 1780 nucleotides long. RefSeq names its product solute carrier family 25 member 31 (gene SLC25A31). Gene Ontology annotation, cellular component: mitochondrial inner membrane. The transcript is spliced from 6 exons. Bases 59 to 1030 code for a protein of 323 amino acids. NCBI's taxonomy places the organism in Eukaryota, Metazoa, Chordata, Mammalia, Artiodactyla, Hippopotamidae. Gene Ontology annotation, biological process: mitochondrial ADP transmembrane transport; mitochondrial ATP transmembrane transport. Gene Ontology annotation, molecular function: ATP:ADP antiporter activity. The record is from RefSeq and is a predicted model, not a curated record.
GUCUUUCCGGGUCUCGUUUUGAGCUGCUGGUGCCCGUCUUUACGUCCAUCGUCCCACCAUGCAGCGUGAACCUCCAAGGAGGAAGCAGGAGAAGAAGGCGGAAAAGCGUCUCUUUGACGCCUCGUCCUUCGGGAAGGACCUGCUGGCAGGCGGGGUGGCAGCGGCCGUGUCCAAGACGACAGUGGCGCCCAUCGAGCGGGUGAAGCUGCUGCUGCAGGUGCAGGCGUCGUCCAGGCAGAUCAGCCCGGAGGCCCAGUACAAAGGCAUCGUGGACUGCCUGGUGCGGAUUCCGCGUGAGCAGGGUUUUUUAAGUUACUGGCGUGGGAAUUUGGCAAAUGUUAUCCGGUAUUUUCCAACACAAGCUCUAAACUUUGCUUUCAAAGACAAGUACAAACAACUGUUCAUGUCUGGUGUUAAUAAAGAAAAACAGUUCUGGAGGUGGUUUUUGGCAAACCUGGCUUCUGGUGGAGCUGCUGGGGCGACAUCCUUAUGUGUAGUAUAUCCGCUAGAUUUUGCCAGAACCCGAUUAGGUGCUGAUAUUGGAAAAGGUCCUGAAGAGCGACAAUUCAAGGGUUUAGGUGACUGUAUUAUGAAAAUAGCAAAAUCAGAUGGAAUUGUUGGUUUAUACCAAGGGUUUGGUGUUUCAGUCCAGGGCAUCAUUGUGUACCGAGCUUCUUAUUUUGGAGCUUAUGACACAGUUAAGGGCUUAUUACCAAAACCAAAGGAAACUCCUUUUCUUGUCGCCUUUUUGAUUGCUCAAGUUGUAACUACAUGCUCUGGAAUACUCUCUUAUCCCUUUGAUACGGUUAGAAGACGUAUGAUGAUGCAGAGUGGUGAGGCUGAACGGCAAUAUAAAGGAACUUUAGACUGCUUUGUGAAGAUAUACCAACAUGAGGGAAUUGGUGCAUUUUUUCGUGGUGCCUUCUCCAAUAUUCUUCGUGGUACAGGGGGUGCUUUGGUGUUGGUAUUAUAUGAUAAAAUUAAAGACCUCUUUAAUAUUGAUAUUGGAGGUAGUUCAUCAGGAGAUUAAAUUGAGAAAUGAAUAUAGUUAACUUAUUAAACAUACAAAUUACAUAGCUGCCAUUUGUGUACAUUUCGAUAGUGUGUUAUUACUGUCAGUAUUUUCUUAAAAUGCUAAUUCUGCAAUAAAGGAUAGGCUUUAUUCAAGGAUUUAAAUACUAAAAAAAUCAGAUAAAUGCAGUUUCUUUCCUACUUAGACUCUAACUCACUUUAAUGAUACAUUUUACUAAUUAUAAGUGGUACAUGUUAUUUUUAUUAGUUUACAAUCUUUUUCUUACUUUUUUGAUAAAAAUGUAAACUGUAUAAUGCUAAAAUCUAAGAAAUGAAAGUAUCUUCUUUUAAAAUGAUAUUCUUUUAAUGUAACUGUCUCCCCAUCUUUUAAAAUCAUAUGAUAUGACAAAUAUUUCUUAAAAGCUUAUUAGGAGAUGUCAUCAUGAUAUCUAUGGGCAUAAGUAAGCUUUCUUCUACAACAUCUCUACUAAAGCAGCUCAGGCUAUUACUGUGUAUAGUGUUUAUGGUAUCAUAUAGCUUUUAAUAAGCACAGAGUCUAGAUCUGAUCAUACAAAAAUUGACAGUGAGUUUAAUGGCACUGUAAACCUGUAGUUGGAAAGUAAAAGAUUUAAAAAUGGCCUAUCUGCCAACUUUUAUCUUUAAAAUAAAUAAAAUCUUGCUAGUGUGAAUAUAUCUUGGAACAGAAAAUAUCCCCUUGAAAAUUAGUUUGUGUACUUUGUAUUGAUGAUAAUAAAGGAAGUUUAAAACU